This is a messenger RNA of Oreochromis aureus, 1107 nucleotides long. Its product is annotated as cytosolic 5'-nucleotidase 1A-like. NCBI's taxonomy places the organism in Eukaryota, Metazoa, Chordata, Actinopteri, Cichliformes, Cichlidae. The record is from RefSeq and is a predicted model, not a curated record. The coding region runs from base 232 to 1107 and encodes 291 amino acids. Gene Ontology annotation, molecular function: nucleotide binding; 5'-nucleotidase activity; magnesium ion binding. Gene Ontology annotation, cellular component: cytoplasm; cytosol. The transcript is spliced from 6 exons. Gene Ontology annotation, biological process: nucleotide metabolic process; adenosine metabolic process.
AUGUGGGCGUGAAAUGACCAGGACUGAGCAAACAGAGAUGAAACAAAUGACAAAAUGGAGUUUUUAGACCACUGCAAUGACAAUAGCAAUGAAAUAUGAUAUAGUGAAGCCUCAUCCACUUUACAUCUACUUUACAUUUGGGUGUGAUACUCUGAGAACAGCUCCUGUUCUGCAGUCAGCAAACAGAAGUAAUACAAGUUCAUUUCUAGCUGUGAUCCUAUUUUGAGAAACAUGAUGAGUGAGGGCAAAACUUCUACACCUGAACCAGAGAUCCCUGUCACCAUUGCCAUGUCUUCAGGACUCCUCUUCAAGCAGGAACAGCAGGGCUAUGGCCCUGCCUUCAACUUUGUCAAGGCUCUGAAGGCAGUCAAUGCUGAACUCAGAAACCAUUACCCUGAGAGUGAAGAGCUCUUUAAAGUCAUACUCAUCGAUGACAGCUCAUCAUCAGACUUUCUCAUGGAUCACAUCCGUGAACAUGGGCUGGAAGAACUUAUCACUCUGUUAUCUGUGACUGAAGAUCAGCUUGUGAGUGAGUUAAAAGGAAACAAAACCCACCUGUACCUGUCUGAUGAACCAGGGCUGAAGGUUCAGGAAGCAGUGAAUGAAGGUAUAGCUGCUGCUAUCAUGUUCACCCCAACAAACAUCAUCACAGUGUCUGAGAAUCAGCUGCAUGUUGCCUUUGAUGGCGACGCUGUCCUCUUCUCUAAUGAGUCAGAGCUCGUGUUCAAGAGUGAUGAACUACAAGGAUACUUGAAGAAUGAGAAGCAAAAUGUUGAAAUUCAAAUGAACGAGGGACCAUUCAAAGGAUUCUUAGACGUUUUAAUAAAACUGCAGAAAAAGUUGCAUAAUAAAGGCCUGUACAAGAAGUGUCCCAUUCUGUACCUACCUGGUGACAUCUCGAGGGCAGGCUGUGACGGCUACAGAGCUUUAAACACUCUGCACCGGUGGGGUCUGGAGCUUGAUGAAGCUGUGUUUGUGGGAGGGGCUGACAAAGGUCCUAGCCUGCAGAGGAUCAAACCUCACAUCUUCUUUGAUGACCAGCAGAGACAUGUUGAUGCUGCACUGGAGGUCGGCACAGUGGCAUGUCUGGUGCUCUCACCAAACUAA